AUGCCAGGCCUGCCAGCUUCGCUGCUCGCCGAGUCGGUCAUCGAGGCGGUAUGCGCCAAGACCAAAGAGCUGCUCAUGCGUGAGAGCAAUGUCGUCCACGUGCGCGCGCCCGUCACUGUCGUCGGCGAUAUACACGGGCAGUUCUUUGACUUGAUUGAGAUAUUCAAGAUCGGAGGCUGGUGUCCCGAUACCAACUACUUGUUUCUAGGCGAUUAUGUAGACCGCGGCAUGUUCAGCGUCGAGACCAUUUCCCUUCUUGUCUGUUUGAAAUUGAGAUACCCCAACAGAGUGCAUUUGAUUCGCGGCAACCACGAGUCUCGCGGCGUCACCCAGUCCUACGGCUUCUACACAGAGUGCUCGCGCAAGUACGGCAAUGCCAAUGUCUGGCACUACUUUACCGACAUGUUCGAUUUCUUGACGCUUAGCGUUGUAAUAAAUGACCAGAUCUUCUGCGUACACGGAGGCCUCUCCCCCUCCAUCCACUCCAUCGACCAGAUCAAGAUCAUCGACCGCUUCCGCGAGAUCCCUCACGAGGGGCCCAUGGCCGACCUGGUCUGGUCCGACCCGGACUCGGAGCGCGACGAGUUCUCGCUCAGCCCACGAGGGGCAGGGUACACUUUUGGCGCCCAAGUGGUGCGCAAGUUCCUCGAGGUCAACUCGAUGAAUCAUAUCCUGCGCGCGCACCAGCUGUGCCAGGAGGGCUUCCAGGUGCUGUACGACGACAAGCUGAGCACGGUCUGGAGCGCGCCCAACUACUGCUACCGGUGCGGCAACAUGGCGAGCGUCCUGGAGGUGAGCGACACCGGCGAGCGCUUCUUCAAUGUAUUUGCUGCGGCGCCCGAGAACGACCUUCAUAAGGACCUGCAGCAGCAGGGCGUGGACAAGGGACCCGAUGGAGGCUCAUUGCCUGAUUAUUUCCUCUAG
Cryphonectria parasitica EP155 is the source of this 924-nucleotide messenger RNA. RefSeq lists its product as uncharacterized. The transcript has 4 exons. Bases 1 to 924 code for a protein of 307 amino acids. NCBI's taxonomy places the organism in Eukaryota, Fungi, Ascomycota, Sordariomycetes, Diaporthales, Cryphonectriaceae. Gene Ontology annotation, cellular component: FAR/SIP/STRIPAK complex. Gene Ontology annotation, molecular function: protein serine/threonine phosphatase activity. The record is from RefSeq and is a predicted model, not a curated record. Gene Ontology annotation, biological process: peptidyl-serine dephosphorylation.